This is a messenger RNA of Danaus plexippus (monarch butterfly), 595 nucleotides long. RefSeq names its product putative odorant-binding protein A10. Bases 16 to 417 code for a protein of 133 amino acids. The record is from RefSeq and is a predicted model, not a curated record. Lineage: Eukaryota; Metazoa; Arthropoda; Insecta; Lepidoptera; Nymphalidae. The transcript has 3 exons.
UAACAUAUACCAUAUAUGACAAAUCUGCUUCCUCAAAAAGAUCAUAAAUUUCAAAGCAAAAUUGUUGCCAACAUUGAGCGGUACCUCAUUAGUAUACGAGACACAUAUAGCUCUGAUCUGGAAAAUUUUGACAUUGACGAAUUAUUGGAGAACGAUAGACUUUUGGAAUCUUAUGGCAAAUGUCUUGAGUACAAAGGACCUUGCACUUCACAAGGAAGGGAAUUUCGAAAACUAAUGCCAGAAGCAAUUAGAACAAAUUGUCUUAAAUGCACCCUGAAGCAACGUGAAAUGGUCCGAAAAGCAGCUAAAGCUCUUAAUGUUAAACUGCCCAAAAUAUGGAACGAGCUAGUAAAACAAGAAGAUCCUAAAGGGGAGUUCAAGCAAAAGUUUGAAGAUUUCCUUCAAAGAUCCGAUUAAUAGUCUUUACUUUAUUGCAUUAUAAUUUUAACAGUAAACAGCUUUUUCUUCAUUAUUUUAAUAGCAAUGUUUCAUUUAAUUGUAUUAGGUAAUUAAAAAAUCAACUUUGUAACAUCACAUUUAUAAUAAAAAUAAAAUAGUUAUUGUGAACCAUAAUAAAAAAGUAAUAUUUGAUUUA